CAGACAAUCAAAAACAGCGCAUGCACUGAAUAACCUUGGCACUGCUACUGCAAAAAUCUACCAACUACUGUACACAGAGAGCAAUGACAAGCUACAGAAACUCUACGAUCCAUACCGAUGGCAAGUUCCCCAAUGAUGACAGUUCCACAGGAUUUCUGGCCUUGCUCAUUACGACAGAUGACUUCUCUGGUGAUUACACGUAUAUUUCAAAUUCUACGGACGAUCUGAAUCUGAUUGAGAUGUGUGAACCCAGCAAUAAGCAGGAGGUGACCAAUGUGGCCAUCCAGGUUGCCCUUUUCUUCAUCAUCUUCUUCCUCGGUGUAACCGGCAACGGACUGGUCAUUGCCACUUUCGGCCAGUACCGCCGCCUGCGUCUGUGCUGCAUGACCGACGUCUUCCUCUUCCACCUAGCACUGUCUGACUUGCUGCUCCUGUUGACCCUGCCGCUACGCACAGGUGAGGCCCUCGCUGGCGGCUGGUUCUUUGGAGAGGGUCUGUGCAAGCUGAACCAUGGCGUGCACGCGAUCAACACAUACAGCGGCCUGCUGCUGCUGGCGUGCAUCAGUGCGGACCGCUACCUAGUGGUGGUCCGCGCGCGGGCGGCACAGAAGCUGCGGCCGGCCAUGCUGUGCUACGGUGGGCUGUGUGCCAUUGCUGUGGCGAUCGCCUCAGUGCUGCUGAGCCUGCCGGAGCUCAUCUUCUCCUCUGUGAAGCAGGAAGCUGGCAACGUGGCGCAACGCUGUGGCAUGAACAUCUGGAUGGAGGCCGACAGUGGCUGGGUGAAGAAGUUGGCAAAUGUGGCUAAGAUUGUGGGCUUCUGUGUGCCCUGCGUGGCCAUGCUGGUGUUUUACGGUGCCAUCGGGCAUGUGCUCCUGCAGGGUAAGGCCAAAUGCUGGCGCAGACAGAGGACACUGCGUCUCAUGUUGGCAUUGGUGCUGCUCUUCCUGCUCUUCCAGCUGCCAUACACCCUGGUGCUGUCUUUCCGAGUGUUUAUAGCUAUGAGUACUUGCGACGAGUGGGGCAGGGCCCACCUGAGCGAGGACGUUACCCGCAGCCUGGCAUACGUGCGUUGCUGUCUCAACCCUGUGCUCUAUGCCUUCGUGGCCGUGCGCUUCCGUAAUGAUGUGCUGAGGUUGCUGCAGGACAGGGGAUGUAUGUGUGCAUAUCUCUCACAUCUGUUGCCACAUCCAGAGCCUGGAGGUAUGACCACACCUCCUCCCACAACUCUCACAGCUGUCUCCUCUGUUCACGGACCCCCUAAAAGCCCACCUGUCACCGCCUCACCCCUCAUGCCACAGGAUAACAGCAAAGAAUCAGGCCUGCCCAACUUGCUUUUCUGUCCCCAAUCCAUACAAAGACACUGCGCUCGUGAGCUGCGGACAGCAAUGAUUCUGCCUACACCUGCCAGCAAAUUUUAGAUUAGUACCACCUGCAGUUGAUUUAUGAAUUGCAUCACUGUCAAAUGUGUUUCCUCGGCAGAAUUUAUGCAUGCCUUCUUCUUGCAUAUGUGCAUUUUUACUGUACCUUUCCUGACUGUAUGUUCUGUCUUGCUUUAGAUUGAUUUAAAUGUGUAAAAGAUUUAAAUGAGUCACCUGACAUUAUCAAGAUGCGAGACCACAGCAAGACCACAGUGAAUUUGCCACACAUAAAAGUCAUACCCAUAAUGUAAAAUUCAUCUGAAAUGGUUGUAAUUUUUGAAGAUAUUUGUUUUGGGAAUUUCAUUUUAAAAACAAAUGUCUGAUUUGUUUUCCCAUUAUACUGUACAAAACCUUUUUCUAAAAAAAAAACAAAAAAACAAAAACUUUGAAAUUUUAAUAUGUGACUCAAUAACUGAUGUACAGCCGUUCAAUUCAUUUUUAUCAGGAGUAAUAUUCAUUUUGGAGCUGACUGUAAUUACUGCGCUAUAAAUAAAAAAGAUUUAUUUAAUCUUCAUUUUAAUAAGACAGCAGCUCUUGUGAAAUAGUUCCCUAAAGAAAUGUUUCAUAAAGCUGAGAUUCUUGUGUGUCUGGUUUGUAUUUGGAAAACCAUUGUUGAUGAGGGGAACCACGCUCAGCCCUGCACUGCCACACCUACUUCUAGUACACACCUCCGAUCUGAUUCGCCAGAGUACUAGUACAUACCUCCGAUCUGAUUCGCCAGAGUACAUACCUGAUCAUCGUUCUCCUCAUCAUUGCCCCCCUACUUAAGCUCCCCUCCCUCGCAUUCAUGUCGCAAAGUAUUGCCAACUCAAUUCCAGAUUCGAGCAUACCUCGUCUCCUGCCUGAUGCCUGGACACCGUGUUAUCGACCUUAGAACAACCUGACUACGAAUACCUGCCUGA
Messenger RNA from Electrophorus electricus (electric eel), 2320 nucleotides. Its product is annotated as C-C chemokine receptor type 7-like. Gene Ontology annotation, cellular component: external side of plasma membrane; membrane. Gene Ontology annotation, biological process: positive regulation of cytosolic calcium ion concentration; cell chemotaxis; immune response. Gene Ontology annotation, molecular function: C-C chemokine binding; C-C chemokine receptor activity. Lineage: Eukaryota; Metazoa; Chordata; Actinopteri; Gymnotiformes; Gymnotidae. The record is from RefSeq and is a predicted model, not a curated record.